This is a messenger RNA of Trichechus manatus latirostris (Florida manatee), 3975 nucleotides long. RefSeq names its product mutS homolog 3 (gene MSH3). The transcript is spliced from 24 exons. Lineage: Eukaryota; Metazoa; Chordata; Mammalia; Sirenia; Trichechidae. Gene Ontology annotation, molecular function: ATP-dependent DNA damage sensor activity; ATP binding; mismatched DNA binding. Gene Ontology annotation, biological process: somatic recombination of immunoglobulin gene segments; mitotic recombination; mismatch repair. The record is from RefSeq and is a predicted model, not a curated record. Gene Ontology annotation, cellular component: nucleus. The coding region runs from base 105 to 3425 and encodes 1106 amino acids.
GGCAGGGUCGCGACGUGCUCGCGCCCGCGGACGCCCGGGAACUGUGACCGCGGCCUCUCGCUCCCGGCUCGGCCCUGCCCCUGGGCUGCCAUUUCGGCCCCGCGAUGUCGCGCCGGAAGCCUACCUCUGGUGAUGCUGGUGCCGCCGGUCCAGCCCCUGAAAGGCAGGCGGUUUUGAGCAGAUUCUUCCAGUCUACAGGAAGCCUGAAGUCCACGUCCUCCCGCACGGUUGCACCCCAGAAGGCAGCCCCUGACUCUGCAGCGCCCCCAGCGUCCACUUUCCCGCCUCAGUUGCCUCCUCACGUGGCCAUGGAAGUUGACCGAAGUAAAAAGAGAGCACUGGAGAACAAUGAACCUGUUAAAAAGAGGGCAAAGAAAGUCCAAGAAAAAGAAGGAGGAAGUGAUUUGGUAAUGUCUGGAGACUCUGAGCCAAAGAAAUGUUUGAGGACCAGAAUUGUUUCAAAGUCUCUGGAAAAACUGAAAGAAUUCCGCUGCACUUCCGCUCUUCUUCAAGAUAGAGUCCCGACAGAGCCUCUUCAGGAGACGUUUGCAGUUUUGCCAAAAUGUACUGAUUUUGAUGAUAUCAGUCUUAAACGUGCAAAGAAUGCAGUUUCUUCUGAAGAUUCUAAAACACAAAGUCAUCAAAAGGGUAAAACACUGACUUCUGAUUCUAAACCAUCUAACAAACGGACCAAAAGCAUCUACACUCCAUUAGAAUUACAGUACAUAGAAAUGAAGCAGCAGCAUAAAGAUGUAAUUUUGUUUGUGGAAUGUGGAUAUAAGUAUAGAUUCUUUGGCGACGAUGCAGAGAUUGCAGCGCGGGAACUCAAUAUUUAUUGCCAUUUGGAUCACAACUUCAUGACAGCAAGUAUACCUACUCAUAGACUGUUUGUUCAUGUGCGCCGCCUUGUGGCAAAAGGAUAUAAGGUGGGAGUUGUGAAGCAAACUGAAACUGCAGCAUUAAAAGCCAUUGGGGACAAUAAAAGUACAGUCUUUUCCCGGAAAUUGACUGCUCUUUAUACGAAAUCUACCCUUAUUGGAGAAGAUGUGAAUCCCCUAAUCAAGCUGGAUGAUGCUGUAAAUGUUGACGAGAUAAUGACUGAUACUUCUACCAACUAUCUGCUGUGUAUUUGUGAAAAUAAAGAAACUGUUAAGGACAAAAAAAAGGGGAACAUUUAUAUUGGGAUUGUGGGAGUGCAGCCUGCCACAGGUGAGGUUGUGUUUGAUAGUUUCCAGGACUUUGCUUCCCGUUCAGAACUAGAAACUCGGAUCCUGUGCCUGCAGCCGGUGGAACUGCUGCUGCCAUCAGACUUGUCACAGCAAACAGAGACGCUCAUCCGCAGAGUAACUGCAGCUAGUGUCCGGGAUGACAGAAUUCGAGUUGAAAGGAUGGAUAACAUUUAUUUUGAAUACAGCUAUGCUUUCCAGGUGGUUAUAGAUUUUUAUGCAAACGAUAUAGUUGACGUCAAAGGUUCUCAAAAUUUUUCUGGCAUUAUGAACCUGGAGAGGCCUGUCAUUUGCUCUUUGGCUGCCGUAAUAAGAUACCUCAAAGAAUUUAACUUGGAAAAGAUACUCUCCAAGCCCAAGAAUUUUAAACACUUGUCAAGUGAAAUGGAAUUUAUGACAAUUAAUGGAACAACAUUAAGGAAUCUGGAAAUCCUACAGAAUCAGACUGAUAGGAAAACCCACGGAAGUUUACUUUGGGUUUUAGACCAUACUAAAACUUCAUUUGGGAAGCGGAAGUUAAAGAAGUGGGUGACGCAGCCACUCCUUAAGUUACGGGUAAUAAAUGCUCGGCUUGAUGCUGUGUCUGAAGUUCUCCAUUCAGAAUCUAGUGUAUUUGGUCAGAUAGAAAGUCAUCUACGCAAAUUGCCAGACAUAGAGAGAGGACUCUGCAGCAUUUAUCACAAAAAAUGCUCUACCCAAGAGUUCUUCUUGAUUGUCAAGACUCUGUAUCACUUGAAGUUGGAAUUUCAAGCAUUAAUACCUGCUGCUAAUUCUCACAUUCAGUCAAAAUUGCUCCAGACAGUUAUUUUAGAAAUUCCUGAACUCCUCAGCCCAGUGGAGCAUUAUCUAAAGAUACUUAAUGAACAUGCUGCCAAAAUUGGGGAUAAAACUGAGUUAUUCAAAGACCUUUCUGACUUCCCUUUAAUAAAAAAGAGGAAGGAUGAAAUUCAAGAAGUUACUAACAAGAUCCAAAUACAUUUGCAAGAAAUACGAAGAGUACUAAAAAAUCCUUCUGCACAAUAUGUGACGGUAUCAGGACAGGAGUAUAUGAUUGAAAUAAAGAAUUCUGCUCUAUCUUGCAUACCAACUGAUUGGGUUAAGGUUGGAAGCACAAAAGCUGUGAGCCGCUUUCACUCUCCUUUUAUUGUAGAAAAUUACCGACAUCUGAAUCAGCUCCGGGAGCAGCUAGUCCUUGACUGCAGCGCUGAAUGGCUAGGUUUUCUAGAGAAUUUCAAUGAACAUUAUCACUCCUUGUGUAAAGCAGUUUAUCACCUAGCAACUCUUGACUGCAUUUUCUCACUGGCCAAUGUCGCUAAGCAAGGGAACUACUGCAGACCAACUCUAGAAGAAGGAAGGAAAAUUAUAAUAAAAAAUGGCCGGCACCCUGUAAUUGACGUGUUGUUGGGAGAACAGUAUGUUCCCAAUAGUACAAAUUUGUCAGGAGACUCAGAGAGAGUAAUGAUAAUUACUGGACCAAACAUGGGUGGAAAGAGCUCCUACAUAAAACAAGUUGCAUUGAUUACUAUCAUGGCUCAGAUUGGCUCCUAUGUUCCUGCAGAGGAAGCAACAAUUGGGAUUGUGGAUGGCAUUUUCACAAGGAUGGGAGCUGCAGACAAUAUAUAUAAAGGACAGAGUACAUUUAUGGAAGAACUGACAGACACAGCAGAAAUAAUAAGAAAAGCAACAUCACAGUCCUUGGUUAUCUUGGAUGAAUUGGGAAGAGGGACGAGCACCCAUGAUGGAAUCGCCAUUGCUUACGCUACGCUCGAGCAUUUUAUUAGAGAUGUGAAAUCCUUAACCCUGUUUGUCACCCAUUAUCCACCAGUUUGUGAACUAGAAAAAAGUUACUCACAACAGGUGGGGAAUUAUCACAUGGGAUUCUUGGUCAAUGAAGAGGAAAGCAAACAGGAUCCAGGCGAAGAAGAAGAACAAGUCCCCUCCUUUGUCACUUUUCUUUAUCAAAUAACCAGAGGAAUUGCAGCAAGGAGUUAUGGACUCAAUGUGGCUAAACUAGCAGAUGUUCCUGGAGAAAUUUUAAAGACAGCAGCUCACAAAUCAAAAGAUCUUGAAGGAUUAGUAAAUAUGAAAAGGAAAAGGCUAAAACAUUUUGCAAAGUUAUGGACAAUAAAUGAUCCCAAAGACCUCCAAAAGUGGACAGACGAGUUUGCGGUAGAAGAAAUUACAGACUUCUCUUCCUGAUUAAAAUGAAGACUACGUGUUUGAACAAAAAGAUGGAAAAUUAAAAACACCACCUGCACAAAACAACUCUCCAGGAACAACCCAUCUUCGUGUAACAUGUGAGCACCACAAAAUUAUGACCAUUGGGAUAUCCCUGUCGGAAUAUUGCCAUUGGAAACUGGGAGGCCUUUUAUGUAGAAAGCCUUUUUCAGGUUCCUGUCUUCUGACUUUUAAAGGCAUAAACUCUUUAGAAUGUUAAGACAUCUGCUGUGUAAUUAGAAAAUUGAAUGGACAGAAAAGUUCAUAUAAAAUCAAAACCCCUAAGUAAAGCCCAAAGUGACAUAAUACAAUUCAUGAACUUUUAGAGAGUGAUAUAAAAUAUUUAAUUUGUAUUAUUUGUUUCAGUUCAGAUAAUUUGCAACUGGGUGAUAUGUUUGGCAAGAAACUACCCUUUCAUUUUAACUAAAAUAAUUGUAUAAAACCACCAGUUUAUUCACCAUGAACAUAAGAAUUUUGGAUAAGAAAUAGAAUUAUCAAGCUUUUAGAAACUAGAGCACAGAAGGAAUAAGGC